UUGAAAAAGCUUUACAAAAGAACAAAUGGAUAUUUCAAACGGAUCUUCAAGCGAAAACUCAUUAAGUUCUGGUUCAGAAGACAGCAGGGACGAGUUCCAAGUUGAAGACCAUGAAGGAAUAAUUCAACCGUACGCAUUUGAGCCCGUUGAAGAAACAGAUUCGGAGUCAGACAACAUGGCUAUUGAUGAUGAAUCAUCACAAUCGGGAUCUGGAAAUGUAACAAGCAGACUCGCGGAUAUAGACAAAGACUGGUGUCUUUGUAGUAACUGCCAGAUUAUGGACAGAGAAGAGGAAUGUGUAUGCUGCCAAGAGGUCUCAGCAUGUGUUGGAAAAAAUGAAGAAGUGGCACAGUUUGAAAAUAUACCCAUUCCAGCUUGUAUGCCUCAAUUACUGGGUGCUACAGACUGCCUGGAAUCAGUACAAACAACAAUACGGCACAAGUGCCUAUGA
Molecule: messenger RNA, 451 nt
Organism: Dendronephthya gigantea
Lineage: Eukaryota; Metazoa; Cnidaria; Anthozoa; Malacalcyonacea; Nephtheidae
Exons: 2
Coding region: 26-451 (141 amino acids)
Source: RefSeq, a predicted model, not a curated record